AUAUUACUAAAGGAAAUUAUUGGGAAACUGAUGUAAAAGAGAGAGAAAGAAAAAGAGAGAUGAAGAGCAAAAGAAAAGGGAGAGAUUGAGAGAGGUUUGACUUCGCCUUUGUAGAGAAGGCAAAGGGCUCGCUCCGGCCAACAGAAUCUGAUCAUCAUGGCGGUUACGUUUGCUGGUUUGCCAGAUGGGGGGAAUGAUCCAGAAUUGCAACAUGGGAUGAAUGAUGAGAAACUGCGUAACAACAUAGUGGAUGUUCUGAAAAGAGAUGGUCCUCAGAGAGUUUUGCUGUCUGGUAAAGCUGGGACCGGGAAGACAAGGCUGGCAAAUAUUGUGGGAGAGCAUGUCAUCAAGACCGGCUUGUGCUUUCUGACCAUCUGCUUGCAUCUCAACAGGAAGUUUAAGGAUGAAUGGUCGCUCUAUGAGAACAUAGCUUCUCAGCUUUGUGUUUACUCUGAUUUUGAAGAGACUGAAUUGGAUGAUAGGGAUGAGGACGAGGAGGAUGAGAAGGAACUCAACGUUUCUGAUUUGAAGAAGAAGAUAUUUGACGAAAUCGUUAAGCAGAGAAAAGACAUCGACAAAAAGAUCGAGGAUGAGAGGUUGGAGGCUGCAAAGGCCGCCAAUAAGGAUGAUGGAAACAAGGCUGCGGGUAAAAAAAAAGAUAAAGCAACUGAAGCAGACACGACGCUGCUGCCAGCCGAGGGUGCCAAGAAAGAUACGCCGUCUACAGGAAAGCCGUGUAUUCUACUGAUUCUUGAUGACGAAGGAAACCAAACCAGUGAAGAGGUGGUGAUGAAUACAAUGGGGCUUUGGAAGUUUCUUGUUGAUGAUAUCCUUGAAGAUGUCAACCGUAUCAAGAUUCUUGUUACGAAAGGAGGCGAGGAGCCUACAAAGGCUGUUGUUGGUGACGCAAAGAGUGAGAAUGGAAGUGAAGGGAAAGACGGAGAAAAGAGUGAGAGUGAAAGUGAAGAACAAGACGAAGCAAAGAGUGAGAGUGAAAGUGGAGAGCAAGAGGAAGCAAAGAGUGAGAAUGGAAGUGAAGAGCAAGAUGGAGCAAAGAGUGAGAAUAUAACUGAAGGGCUAGAGGAAGCAGAGAGUGAGAAUAUAACUGAAGGGCUAGAGAGAGCAAAGAGUGAGAAUAUAACUGAAAUGCUAGAGGGAGCAAAGAGAGACAGCGAAAUUGUGCCAGAUGAGGGUACUCAGUCACAGGACAAAGAUAACAAGGGGGAAAAAAAGGACCAAGCCGCGAAGAACGUACAAGAUACAAAGCGUGAUGAGGAAAGUGGCCAGACUACUAAAGAUGUGUCGCUGGCAGCUAGAAAGUCCUAUGACGAUCUAAUCAAUUUCCAUACCACGGAUGUCUCAGAUGAAUUACGCAACUCAAUCCAUGAGACUAACCUGCAGAAUUUGUUUAUGUUUCUUCUCACAAAAGACUACGUGGAGACUUUUGCAGACUACAUAUCUAAGAUUGUGAGCAAAAGCAAGAAUUCGCCAGCUGCAAUCGUCGUGCUAGCCAAGUCCCUAAAGUUGAUUAUUCUAAGCAAAAAAUGUUCGAGCACAGGAGAUUAUACGGAAUUAAAAGAAAAGAUAGACGAGUUUCUCUCAGCUGAUCGGUCUGAUUCACCCGAUUUAUGUUCUGCUUCUGAGAGCGCUGUCAAUCCAAUCUUGUAUCUUGCAUAUGUGCUGUUGAAAACCUAUGAUACAUCAAAGGGUGCCAUCUUGGAUUGUUUUUGGCAUAGCUUGGACUUCUUUAAGCAAUGUGGAUGUGUUUACUACCGUGACCUGAUCACACAAUGGAUGCUUGAAGGCUACUUUGAUCCUGUUAGGUCAGUCGAAAAGGCGUACCAGGAAGGUCAUUCUAUCUUGAUGGAUCUUAUAAACCGCGGAAUGCUGAAGAUACAAGAAAACAAUGUGGUGGUGCCAGAGAUGGCGAUGAUCAGUUUAAUUGAUCCUCGACUUGGAGGCCAUUUCGGGAGAUCUCGACUUGGAUUUUCUAGGGUCUAUGGUGGUCACAAGGAAAAAGGGAUUGGUAAAAUCACCCAGAUAGAUGAUAUGAUUAAAACCGUGCAAGCAAAGAAAGGAGACAAGGUUACAACGAUUCUGGUUGGUGGAGAUCGUCUGCGUCGUGAAAAUCCUAAAACGUACUUCGAGAAUCUGAAAGAGCUUGAAGUACUUGGUCUUUUUGAACCCACACUAGAGCCUCUUAUCCCGUCUUUUAAGGAUCAUCUCAAACUCCUCCGAGUUCUUGUAAUCAGGGACUGUGAUCUACUGGACAGUAUUGAAGAGCUUCAGACUCUUACAAAGCUGAAUACUCUUGAAGUUUCUGGUGCUAGCUCCCUGAAGAAAAUCACUCCUGAUUUCUUCAAGGCAUUUCUUGAACUUCAAAGUCUUCACCUCUCUGGGCUUAAGAUCACAUCUUCCCCUCUCAGCAUUUCUGAUUUGACCCAACUUCAUUGUCUCAUCAUCAAGGACUGCCAUUUAUUGGAAGAUCUGCCAAACAUACAGGAGCUAGUGAAUCUUGAGGUUGUUGAUGUCUCUGGUGCUCGUGGACUUCAAACUUGUUUCGACAACCAAAAAGGUGACAAGAAAAACAAAAGCAAAAACAAAAACUUUUAUCUUCUUAAAAAACUUCAGCUCCUUGACUUCUCGGAGAGCCAAAUAGAGCGUCUGCCAAUAUUCCAGGACUCUGCGGUGGGCAAGAAGCUUCACUUAUUGACUAGGCUCUUGUUGCGCAAUUGUACCAAAUUGAGAAGAUUGCCUAGUUUGAAGCCCUUGUCAGGUCUCCAAAUUCUUGAUCUUUCCGGCACUACGAGCUUAGUGGAAAUGCUUGAAGUGUGCUUCGAGGAUAAGCCUGAACUCAAAACUCUCAAUCUCUCAGGAACUAAUCUUAGCGAGUUGGCUACCACCAUCGAUGAGCUGUCCAGUCUCAAUGAACUUCUCCUACAGAAUUGCAUCAACCUAGAUGCUAUCCCAAACAUCCAGAAACUCAAAAAUCUCGAAGUCAUUGAUGUUUCCGGCAGCAGCAAGCUGGAGAAGAUUGAGGGAUCAUUCGAGGACAUGUCCUACCUACGUGAAGUGAACCUGUUUGGAACCAAAGUGGAGACGACACCAGAGUUGCCUAAGGAGACCAAAGUCCAUUGUGUAAAGAGUAUUACUCUGGCAGAUGGAAGGCUUUUUGAAGGUAAGGAUUGGGACGAAGUAAGGAGCAAAAUGUCAAGUGAGAAUCCUAGCUCCUCUGAUGCAGCAGUUGUUGCAUCCCAAGAAAUCUUAGAAGAAGCAAGAGAGAUUCAAUCAGCUGAACCACGCGCCAGUGAUUGUACUGAGAUGGGAGAUGCCACGCGCAAGGAACGUCUUCUCCAAGUCCCCCUAGGUAGGGCUAUAUAUAAGAAGACACUAACAUCACUUGUUGAUUCCGAAAGUCCACAGGAAGUCAUGGAGAUCAGUGAAACUAAUAAGCUGGAUGAUGACGCACUAGCUACGGCUGAGUUUGUGUCUUUUGUGGACUGUACUCCUACAAGGUUCACAUCUAUCUUUAACAAGACCAAAGUGGUGAAAGGUUGCUGGCUAAGGAUGUGCUUUGACAUAAAAGACCUUUUCUCUGAUGUGACUGAGGAAAAUUUGAAAUCAUUGGAGACUUUGUCCAUUACAAAUCUUCUAUCAUUGGAGACAAUAAGCUGUGCUGGUAGCUUAGAGAACCUGAAGAACCUAAGCUUAGAUUGCUGCCCGAAAAUCAAAACGAUUUUCUCAGAGAUGCCUACCAGCCUAGAAGUCCUGAAUAUAAAGCAUUGUCAGAACCUGGAGAAAGUUGUUGAAGGAGUCGAAGUGUCAUCUCACGAUCAUCUGACAGUGAAACGCGACAAUUGCCCAAACUUCGGAGACUACGUUAUGGUUGAACAUAGUGAUGCAUCACCACCAUAAGAAUGAAGAUCAUCAAAGGAGCUGGAGCAAGAUCUACUUCCAAAGUACUAAGCAUCAUGAUCGAUCAUUUUCAUACUUGUUCUGCGUGUGUCAGAAGCUAUGCGUGUUGAAUAACAACCGGCUUUAAAAUAUCAUCUUACCGGUUUUCUCUUUCUCUACUGUUUUCCUGUUUCUGUUUUAAGAUAUUUCCUGCAGUAAAAUCCCAGGCAUAGUGUGUUGUGAUCUUGUCUGGGUGAAUAAGACCCUUGUUUUGAUUGUUUAUUCUUUUCUCAAACAUUUAUAUUUAUUUCUAUUUGAACCAUCUUGUGA
Molecule: messenger RNA, 4224 nt
Organism: Camelina sativa (false flax)
Lineage: Eukaryota; Viridiplantae; Streptophyta; Magnoliopsida; Brassicales; Brassicaceae
Product: putative disease resistance protein At5g45510
Source: RefSeq, a predicted model, not a curated record